AUAAGUUGAAAAUGUGGUUAAGCGUUGGAGACAGAAACUACGGUUCUCGAUCGCGCUCACUUUGAAUAAAAUGGCGCUUAUUGGUUCAAAGUGUUCGGUCGUACUCCUCCUUCUCAGUGUAUGGGGUAUUUUGAUGCUUCUUCUUAUGGGUGUUCUUGCCCGCGUAAAUGCAGUCGCCUUCUCUGAGGACAUACCAUUAAAUGAAACCGCAUGGGCGGCUAGUGGUUAUGCCCCUCUGCAUGUUGAGGAAGCUUAUGUAUUGGUGUCAAACAAUUGCUUUAUAGCAGCCGGGAUCUAUGUCGUGUUACUGAUAUUUUCAGGUGUUCAGUAUUAUUUCAAUAAACGGGCCAACUAUUUAGCGCACUGAGAAGACAUUCAUUCCAUUUGACCUAUGCAUAAUACUUGUCACUUUUUUACUAACUUUUCUGGAUCUAAACCACUGAUUUAUUUGGCCUACCCAAAAGAAGAAUCUUUCAUGUGAUUUUAAAUCAAUAGACCAGCUGUUUCACAUAGACUGAAUGCUAUCGUCCUUGGUAACUUAUUAAAAGACUAUUUACAACUCUAUCUUAUGUCUUACUUUUAGUCUGUUCCACAAACUUGUGUAAUUAUGUCACGGUUACCAAUCUUGUAGAAGUUCCUGAUAAUAAAACUAAAGUGACUACACUUGCACACUUGACUUCUUAGUGCCUAAAGAUGUCAAUUUUUUAUCCUUCAAGAUACAGUGAAUUAUUGGUGAACAAGUCUUUGAAAGCAUGUAUGUUUAUAUAUGUAUAUAAGCUUACGCACAGAUUUACAAUACUAUUUUAAUAUUUA
Heterobilharzia americana is the source of this 813-nucleotide messenger RNA. The record is from the annotation of a GenBank genome assembly. NCBI's taxonomy places the organism in Eukaryota, Metazoa, Platyhelminthes, Trematoda, Strigeidida, Schistosomatidae.